AUGUCAGUGCAUCGAGCAAUGGGGUCGUUGCCCCGAAUUAAUGUUCCCAUUGGACAUGUUCCGCAGAAACUGAAGACCGGUGGCAUCGAACCGAGCCGUCGAGCACGUCUCGAAGUUCUUCGUCGGAUUGUGACGAGAACGGUGCGCGAGGAACGUGUCGAACUCAAGUGGAAUCGCGCCGUCGAAGCGAGACCUUACCUGGAAAGAGUUAGUGAUUUUGCAACUUAUGCCCAGUUUUCAAUUCACUUUUUCAGUUAAUUCAAUUGGGCGUCGAACGAGGUCCUCUUGAUGAGUACACUGCAGAAAUGAUGGAAUGGUGGCUGCCGGAAAAAGAUUUGAUCACCAAAAUGCACGAGGUAAAAUCGUAGCGCCUUCUUUGUGAUUUCAUUUUAUUCAGGUGAUUGUUCCCAGAUUCACAGACCAUGUCUCCCCGUUUACCUCGCUCUUCCGUUUGCCUCCGCAACGUCUCCAACAGUUUAUUCAGAACAAACGCGAAGUUUGGAAGCGUUAUGAGAUUGGCGUGCUCGAAAUCGACGGAAAUCCAUUCCCUCCAGUGCAAGCGGAAUCUCCAGAACAAUCUGAUUCCAUUCUCGAUAUUCUACUUACUGACGCUCUUCGCAACCAUCAAAUAAGUCUGCAGGAGAAGCUCGACAACAUCAAAUCUCAGUAG
Messenger RNA from Caenorhabditis sp. 36 PRJEB53466, 670 nucleotides. The record is from the annotation of a GenBank genome assembly. Lineage: Eukaryota; Metazoa; Nematoda; Chromadorea; Rhabditida; Rhabditidae.